AUGGCAGGCAAGAAGAAGGAGGCGAGUUUACAGGUGCCUUUAAGUAACCAGGAGCAGUGGGAAGAAAUGCUUGCCACCAAAGGUCUAACAGUUGUGGAUGUGUAUCAGCAGUGGUGUGGCCCAUGUCGAGCAGUGAUAAGCCUUCUGAGGAAAAUAAAAAAUGAAUUGGGGGAUGAUCUUUUGCAUUUUGCUAUAGCAGAAGCAGACAGUAUUGAUGCCCUGGAGAGGUAUCGAGGGAAAUGUGAACCUACCUUUUUAUUUUAUGCAGGCGGGGAGCUAGUGGCAGUGCUGCGAGGGGCCAAUGCUCCUCUGCUUCAGAAGAUAAUAGUGGAAGAACUGGCCAAGGAGAAGGCAGUCCUUGAGGAAGGUGGAGAACGGAAAGUGAUAAAAGAUGAAGGCCUCGAUGAAGAUAAGGAGGAGCCUAAAACACAGUCAGAAGACGAAGAAAACAUCAUUGUGCCUGCUAGUAAAUCCUGCACGGUUUCCAUCCUCAAACCAGAUGCUGUGGCUCAUGGCAAGGCAAAUGAGAUCAUUAUGAAGAUCCAAGAUGCCGGCUUUGAGAUUCUAGUCCACGAGGAGCGCACGCUAACCGAGAUAGAGGCUCGAGAUUUCUAUCAACACAAAGCACAGGAGCCGUGGUUUGAGGACUUAGUACAGUUCAUGUCCAGUGGUCCCUCGCACAUGCUGGUUCUGUCUCAGGCCGACAGCUCAGCUGACACUGUCAGUGCGUGGCUUGACUUCAUUGGCCCUGCAGAUAUAGAGGAGGCCAGGAGAGACAAGCCAGAAAGCUUACGGGCACAAUACGGCACACAUACUCUGUACAACGCGGUGCAUGGCAGUGGGGACAGCGACCAGGCCAGCAGGGAGCUCGCCUUUCUCUUCCCCAACUUCAGGACGGCCACAGCCACCGAGCAGGAUGGGGAGGAAGAGCCUGUGGAGAGGACACUGGCGAUUAUCCGGCCUGACGUAGCCCGGGAGAGCAGGGAUGAAAUCCUGAGUAGAAUUCAUGAGGCAGGCUUCACUGUGGCUCUUCAAAGAGAGGUGACGCUGACAGAGGAGCAGGUCAGACAGUUUUAUGCCCAAAAAGUGGAUGAAAGCUUCUUUCCGGCACUGCUCCAAACUAUGACCAGUGGGCCUGUGCUAGCUUUAGUGCUGGCUAAAGUUGAGGCUGUGCAGCAUUGGAAAAACAUGCUUGGUCCUUCUGAUGUAACUGAAGCAAAAGAUGAAAACCCAGAAUGUCUGAGAGCCCGGUUCUGUGCAGAGGGCGACCCCAUCAACCAGCUCCACGGCAGCGCCAGCACAGAUGAGGCACAGCACGAGAUCAACUUCUUCUUUCCUAGACAACACACCCUGGCUGUGGUCAAACCUGAUGCUAUGGAGGAGCAUAAAGAUGAGAUUUUGGAGGAAAUACGCAGUCAAGGAUUUGCAAUAAAAAAUAAAGAGGAGACAUUUUUGUCAAAGGAAGUGGCUGAGGAGUUUUACAAAGAGCACAAAGAGAUGUCAUUCUUCAGUCAGCUGGUCCAAUUCAUUUGUAGUGGACCCUGUCUGCUACUUGUCCUCUUUAAAGAGAAUGCAGUGGAGGAGUGGAGGGUGCUGAUGGGCCCCACAGAGCCGGACAGAGCCAAGGAGAUGUCCCCAGAAUCAUUAAGGGCCCGGUUUGGCUCUGACAUCUUACACAAUGCGGUCCAUGGCUCCUCCAGUGUAGAGCAGGCAGUCAGAGAGAUACAGCUCGUGUUUGGUGAUCUUAACACAGAGCAAGAGACCAGCAGUGAGGGAGAAACUGACAGAUAUGUUUUUGUCAAGGAGCAAAGCAACACCACAGAUGAGAACACUGGGCUGUCAAGUUCUUCAGGACAUUUGUCUGAUCAUCAGUAUGAUGGUCUCCCUCCUGAUCUGCAUCUCUACAGCACAGAGACCGAAACACAAGAAAGUGAUGACCCAGAGCAAUGAAAACCAUGGCAAGA
This is a messenger RNA of Periophthalmus magnuspinnatus, 1964 nucleotides long. RefSeq names its product NME/NM23 family member 9 (gene nme9). Bases 1 to 1950 code for a protein of 649 amino acids. Gene Ontology annotation, biological process: GTP biosynthetic process; UTP biosynthetic process; CTP biosynthetic process. Gene Ontology annotation, molecular function: nucleoside diphosphate kinase activity. The transcript is spliced from 17 exons. Lineage: Eukaryota; Metazoa; Chordata; Actinopteri; Gobiiformes; Gobiidae. The record is from RefSeq and is a predicted model, not a curated record.